AUGCGCCUUUUUGUUUUCCCCAUCCUCGCAUUGGCAUUUCCGUGUGCCAUGCUCCCUUUGGCUUCAUCAUUCCCAUUAACCCCGCCCCUGGCCCGUCCUGCGCUUCCUCUUCUGCCGUCUGCCAUCGGUGCCAUCCAUGCAUACCUUACCUAUGGAGUACGGAGUACACUCUUCUUCUUUCUCGUCCACAAGCCUCAUCCUUCUCAUGUCAGUCUGCUAAUGUGCCUACCGUCACAGUACUAUGUGGGCUCGGUGGGUAUCGUCUGA
Molecule: messenger RNA, 267 nt
Organism: Colletotrichum tamarilloi
Lineage: Eukaryota; Fungi; Ascomycota; Sordariomycetes; Glomerellales; Glomerellaceae
Exons: 1
Coding region: 1-267 (88 amino acids)
Source: RefSeq, a predicted model, not a curated record